Molecule: messenger RNA, 1050 nt
Organism: Fraxinus pennsylvanica
Lineage: Eukaryota; Viridiplantae; Streptophyta; Magnoliopsida; Lamiales; Oleaceae
Source: the annotation of a GenBank genome assembly
AUGGUUAUGGAAGUAGUGCAUGAAGACAUUGGAGCAGGUAACAUGCAAUGUACAGACCAUCCGUACAAGAACAGCACCCCAGGUGGGAUCUGUGCAUUUUGCCUCCAAGAAAAGCUUGGAAAAUUAGUCUCCUCUUCAUUCCCUCUACCCAUUUCUUCCUCUACUUCUUCAUCUUCUUCCCCUUCUUUUAGAUCUGAAUUUAGCACCGGCACCGGCACUGGCACUGCCCCCACCACAUCCCUUCAAGUUCGCCGCUAUACAUCCUCAUCUGCCAGAUUGCCUUUCAUUAUGACACAAAGGAAAAAUAAAAAUAAAGAUGGUGCCAUUUCAGAUUUCAAGAGAAGCAAAUCUACCACUACUCCAGGAAGAGGUAUCCAUUUCUUAGAUGAAAAAUAUCAAGAUUAUAGCCCUCAUAAAAGAGGGUUCUGGUCCUUUCUUUACUUGUCAAAACAUUCAAGUACAACCAAGAAAAUUGAAACCCACUAUAAAGAUAUAAACUUUUCAUCUAGUAGUGUAAGUGGUAAAAUGAAAUCAAUGGACAAGAAGGAAGAAAUUGUGGGUUGUGAAGAAAAUGAGAGUCCAAGAAUGGUUUCAAGAUCCAGAUCUGUUGGUUGUGGAAGUAGGAGUUUUUCUGGUGAUUUCUUUGAAAGACUUUCAACUGGCUUUGGUGAUUGUGCUCUUCGUAGAGUGGAGUCUCAUAGAGAAAGCAAAUCUAAACUUAAUUCUGUACACAAAAAUGAAGGUAAUAACGGGCAGGUUCAAAUUAAAGAGAGAGUUAGAUGUGGAGGGAUUUUCAGUGGUUUUAUUAUCACUUCAUCUUCAUCUUCAUCAACUUCAUCUUCCCAUUGGGCUUCAUCUUCAACUGAAGGUACUGCAGCAAAAGCCACUGUAGGGAAUCUUUCUCAUGGGAGGAGUAAAAGCUGGGGAUGGACAUUUGCAAGCCCAAUGAGAGCUUUCAGCAAGCCACCAAAGAGGGAUUCUUCUUCUUCAAAUAAGAAUGCUACUCCCAAUCUGGCUGCAAUUCCUUCCUUGUUGGCUGUUGGGGGUUGA